UUUUUUUUUAUUAAAUAAACUUAUGUUCCCAUUACAUUAAUUUUUCCGAAAAGUACACCGCAAUGAGCUUCCGUGCUCCACUUCCACACCAUGGGGUCCUCUUCUGCCUCCUCGUCCUCCCGAUCACGGCGCCGCUCGCCGGAGCGCAGAAGCCGUCGGCGGCACCUGCGGACAACACAGACUUCGGCUUCAGCCCCUCGGCGGCGAUGCUGGGCCUUCUGAUCGCCGUGGUGUCCUUCUUCAUCGCGGUCUACUCCGUGUACAUCCUCCACUGCUCCCGCAUCGUUGCCGCCGGCGCCGGGGCGGGGUCCUUCCGGCCGAGGCGGGCGACACCGCGGGGCCUCGACGCGGCCGUCAUCGAUACGUUCCCGACCCUGGUGUACUCCGAUGUGAAGGGGCUGAGGCUGGGGAAGGGCGCCCUGGAGUGCGUUGUGUGCCUGAGCGAGUUCGAGGAUCAUGAGACGUUGCUUUUGAUACCCAAAUGCCACCAUGCGUUCCACCCCGACUGCAUUGAAGAGUGGCUCAGGCACCAUACGACGUGCCCAGUCUGCCGGGCCGAGCUUGCUCCACAGCCCGGCGAGCUGACUGACCCUGUCAUCCCUCCGGUUGCUACUGCUGCUGGUGAUGAAUCAAUCAUCCAGGUCGUUGUGCAAGAGAAUGCCAACACGGACGUGGAACAAGGCCGGGAAAUCGAGCGGCAGGAACCAGCGGACGCGAACAAGACACCGAACCAAAGUGGUGGACGUGAACUUGGAUCUUUCAGGACCCGCAGGUUUCCCCGGUCCCAUUCGACCGGACACUCCCUGGUCCAGCCUGUCCAGGACACUGAGCGGUUCACCCUCAGGUUGCCUGUCGAGGUGAGGAAGCAAGUGAUGGACCGCGCCGCGAACAUGGCAGGGAGUUCUAGGAGAGGGAACCGUAGCAGUACUGGCGAAGGGAGCAGCAGGUACCUCAGACGGCUGGACCAGGCAUUCAAAUCGGACCGAUGGGUUUUCACUCGGAUGCCAUCGUUCCGUACACGGUCCUCACCACUUGCGUUGCCUAGGGUGCCCAGCAACAGUGAUGAAGGGGGUUCGAUACGCCACUUGAGCAGAACCAAAGAAUCAUCGACCGAGCCGCCACGGCCUCCUGUUUGAUUAUUGGUACACGAAAUGAUUGUCGGCAAAUUCGGGCAUUCUUCUUGAGGAAAUACUAAUGUUAGCAUCAAAUUAGCAUUACAAUACUUUUGUGAUCGAAAAUACGAUACAAAGUUUAUUCCUCAGAUUCAUCAAUAGCCUCUCUUUGAUUGUUUUC
Punica granatum (pomegranate) is the source of this 1293-nucleotide messenger RNA. NCBI's taxonomy places the organism in Eukaryota, Viridiplantae, Streptophyta, Magnoliopsida, Myrtales, Lythraceae. The record is from RefSeq and is a predicted model, not a curated record.